CUCGUGGGAGGAAGAUGCGAUGCUGUUACCCGAGGUCACUUGUUCGAUUUGUAGUGGGAGAAGAACUGUAGAUGUCCGCGCAGCGCUUUUCUCAGCGGCUGACAAGACACAUCUUUGAAAACACGCACUGUUGUACAAUUCGAUUAUGGACACAAUGCAUCUACUCCGAAAUCAUGAUCAGUUGAAGUCGAAUUAAUCUGCAGGGAAUAAACGCGGCGCAGGCGGUUCAGAAUCGACAUCCGUUCAUCUCCAACUUUUUUCCUCAUCGCGUCGCAAACAAAUCUUCAACUUCAACUUCAACUUCGAUUCUUCCGCAACGUGAAGCUCGCGGUCUACAGAGGAAAGGGUCACACCCCAUACACCUAGUUCCGCCCAUUGGGGCAUCUCUCCAGUCAUGGACACCAAGUCCGUGAUCUCGCUGGUCGACCAGCUAGAAGACAACAUCGACGACCUGGAGGAAAACCUACAGCCCUUGAUCGAAGGGGCACUAGCGACCACUGCAAAGAGACUUCCACUACUAGACAGGGCCAAACUGAACGUCCUACUCGUAUACUCUAUCGAGUCAUUAAUAUUCUCCUACCUCAAAUUACAAGGCGUCGACGCCAAAGAUCAUGCCGUCUUCCGCGAACUGACAAGGGUAAAACAAUACUUUGAAAAAAUCAAGGAAGCAGAAACCGGUCCGGAAACCGAAACCCGCCCGAAAGCUACUUUGGACAAGGAGGCCGCGGGGAGAUUCAUCAAGCAUGCAUUGGCGGGCAACGAGAAAUAUGACCUCGAACGCGCCGAACGAGAGGCACGAGAGAGAGCGCUGGCGAACAAGAAGUUGAGAACUCUAGAGGGGAAUAUGAAGGCAAAAGCGGAAUCAAAAGCAAAAGUCAAGAACAAUGAUGCCGAACAAGAAGAUGCAACUGCUGCCCUACGGCAAGCGGCUCAGUUGGCAGCAUCUGUACAACAGAAGUCCGACUCCUCAGACAACGAUUCGUCUUCGAGCGAUGAAAGCGAGGACGAGCAUGAGGGAGUCGCUGUAUUCGCAACCACAUCUGAUAACGCCGCACAAUCCGAGUGCUCCCCGUCUAGACCGGUCCCUGCCGCCCAGUCGAAGAAGGCGAAAUCCAAAACGAAAUCCCCCCCUUCACCCCUAGACGCCGCCUCUACCCCGGGAGCACAGCCGCAAGUACAGUCACAACAGGCACAAAAGAAAAAGAAACGCAAGGCCAAGCAGCCUACUCCAGAAGAGCAAGCAGCCAAACGCCAGAAGAAGCAAGAGAAAAAGCAGAAGAAGAAGGCCGCCAAGGCGGCGCAGUCCAAUAAACAAUCCAAAAAGAAAGCGAAGAACGAUGCCGCGGCUGGAUGAGUCUGGAAUAUUGAUCAGUAUGGUUUUGGAAACAAAUAUAUUUCAACAACUUGCAUCAACCUGAAGACGCUCUUCUGCCGCUCAGGCUGUUGACAGCAACUGAGCGGCGCGGGGCGAACAGGAUCACCAAGGGCGUACCAAUUGUAUGCACAUCAACAUAAGGUAGCCUGCUCAACGAGUACGUUGGCCACAGGGCCAGGCAAACUAUGGCGUGGAGCGGCCGGAGCCUUCGCCGCAUCUUGCAAUUCUAUUGCAGGAACUCCAAAACGCCUUCGCACCAGGCGAUGGAGAGCAGACCAACUCGACCCCCACUACUGCGUUCACUGCAUCCAUUAUUGGAAGGUGAAAAGGUGUUAUCUGUUAGGAUCCUGGUGGUAUCUUGCUUUGGGACACCAUUACACCGCUCUGAUUGCCUGUACAAGCCAGCCAUCAAGCAUCAGGCAGAGAGAGGUCCAGGCAGCACGAUCACACCGCAUAUAUUAUCGAUGUGAGGGUCAUAUACAAAUUCACCAAUGGUACUUUAGGUACCUACAUAGGUAAACAAGAAGCAGGGCACAUCUACUGGUAUGCGACAGAAUAAAGUGCCAUUCUACAGCUCAGAUAGCACAUAGUAUCAUUAGCUGUGAUUUCACGGAGGACUUGUCCUAUUUCAACGGGGCCUGGGGCCUCAUCAGACUAUAUACUUUCUAGGGGUUAUACGAUAGCGUACGACGCUAGUCAAGACCGAAAGACGAUCCUCGAUAUCUUUAUAAUACUUAGUACGUAGAGUAUCUAUUUUAUUAUAUCCUCCUCUA
This is a messenger RNA of Exophiala dermatitidis NIH/UT8656, 2148 nucleotides long. RefSeq lists its product as uncharacterized. Gene Ontology annotation, biological process: regulation of gene expression; maturation of 5.8S rRNA. Gene Ontology annotation, molecular function: RNA binding; DNA binding. Bases 395 to 1354 code for a protein of 319 amino acids. The record is from RefSeq and is a predicted model, not a curated record. The transcript is spliced from 2 exons. Gene Ontology annotation, cellular component: exosome (RNase complex); nucleolus. NCBI's taxonomy places the organism in Eukaryota, Fungi, Ascomycota, Eurotiomycetes, Chaetothyriales, Herpotrichiellaceae.